CACCAAUCCAUAGAGAACUAAGCUCAUAAAAGCCUCUAAGCCUUUAAAUCAAAACAAUUUUUUAUUUGUUUUAUUAAAUAAUUCAACUGUUAAUAAUUUACGUAAAACAACAACAUAACUACAAAGAGAAAAUAUGUCUUAUCAAUUAAAAUCAACAGAUUUUUUAAAUAAUUUAACACUAGAAGAAAAACAAAAUUUUCUUGAUUCAUUUGAUUUGGUAUUUUGUGAUUGUGAUGGUGCGAGUGUUAUUUGGCAAAAUUUUUAUGAUGAAAUACCUGGUUCAUCGGAUGCUGUUAAAUAUUUACGUAAUAUUGGCAAACAUGUAGCUUUUGUUACAAAUAAUAGUAUUAUUUCAACCAAAGAUCAAUUGAGUAAAUUUGCCAGCUGCGGUUUGGAAAUCGAAGAGAAUGACUUAAUACAUCCCGCCAAAACUAUUUGUGAUUAUUUGAAAAUGGAAAAUUUUGAAGGCUUAAUAUUGUGUUUUGCCUCUAGAGUAUUCAAAGAACACUUGCAUGAAAAUGGAUUUCAGAUUGUGGAAGAGGAUGAACGUUUUAUUAAAAAUGGCUCACUUUCUGAUUUGUAUCAUGCUAUCUAUACUCAAGAAGAAGUAAAUGCUGUUAUUAUCGAUGUUGAUUUUAAUUUAACAGCCUGGAAGCUAAUGAGAGCUCAAGUUCAUUUAAAAAAUCCACAAUGUUUAUUUAUAGCCGGUGCUGCCGAUCCGCAAAUACCAUUUGGAGGCAAUGAACUAAUAGGACCAGGUGCUUAUAUAAAAAUCGUCGAAGAAGCUAAUCAAUGUAAAGCAAAAAUAUUUGGCAAACCUGGAGUAGAACUGGGAGAACUAUUGUUUAAAAUAUUCAAUAUUGAAAAUCCCGAAAGAGUGCUAAUGUUGGGCGAUAGUUUGAAGAGUGAUAUACAAUUUGGUAAAAUGUGUGGUUUUCAAACUUUAUUAGUGCUAACGGGGGGAACAAAACCAGACGAUUUGGAUAGUUUACUAACUGAAGAAAAUAAACCCGAUUAUAUAGUAGAAAAGCUAGCCGAUUUAAAUGAUUUUAUUUAGUUUUAUGUUUAAUUGUAGAAAAAAACAAUUAUUAUAUAUUAUUAUUAAAAAUUAUUAAAUAUUAAAGAUAAAUAAAUAUGUAUAAAUAAACUUAAA
Messenger RNA from Lucilia cuprina (Australian sheep blowfly), 1153 nucleotides. RefSeq names its product 4-nitrophenylphosphatase. The transcript is spliced from 4 exons. The record is from RefSeq and is a predicted model, not a curated record. Lineage: Eukaryota; Metazoa; Arthropoda; Insecta; Diptera; Calliphoridae. The coding region runs from base 134 to 1057 and encodes 307 amino acids. Gene Ontology annotation, molecular function: phosphatase activity. Gene Ontology annotation, cellular component: cytoplasm.